Messenger RNA from Nannizzia gypsea CBS 118893, 1047 nucleotides. RefSeq lists its product as hypothetical. Lineage: Eukaryota; Fungi; Ascomycota; Eurotiomycetes; Onygenales; Arthrodermataceae. Gene Ontology annotation, biological process: tRNA wobble uridine modification. The record is from RefSeq and is a predicted model, not a curated record. The transcript has 3 exons. Gene Ontology annotation, molecular function: tRNA binding. The coding region runs from base 1 to 1047 and encodes 348 amino acids. Gene Ontology annotation, cellular component: elongator holoenzyme complex; nucleus; cytosol.
AUGGCUCCUAACGACGUGUCUCACCGUCGUACCCAUAACUUGCUCCUCAUAUCAAAGCUGCUUAACCUCCGGGAGGGCGCUGCGCCGUUAACACUUGUUCAAGACUCGCUGGAGCAAUCAGCCGCACCGCUGUUGAAGGAAUACAUUAGACGGACCAAACUAUCAAAAGGACAUGUAACCUUCGUCUCCUUCGAUACGUUGACCCGUCCUGCGGGGGUCGAUACAUUCAUAACCACCACUGGAAAGGCAUAUGAGCAGGUCGCAGAGGAGGUGGUAGGGUCUUAUGCUGCCUCUCAGCCUGCAGGGAGCCAGAGCAUCGCUCCUAAAAGAUGCCUCGUGAUAGUCGAUUCGGUACACCCGUUGCUUUCCCCCAGAGCUGGUGCAGACCCUGUUUAUCUGCCUGAAUACCUGAGCUCACUGUUGGGGUCUCCGUCGCCUCAUAUGCAAGUCUCUCUUGUUCUGGUUUAUCACCGUCACAUACCGUCUUCAUCCAGCUCGAAUCCAUAUGCGCCAUCACCACUCUGCCUGUUGACAUAUUUAGCCACCACGAUAAUCACCACACACUCAAUAUCUCAGAUGCUUGCUCGCAAGGCAGCUAUGGACAGGAGUCUGCCGCCUCCGGCAUUUGGGCUGGAGGAAGAAGUUGAUGGUGUUCUAAUCGGAAGAGUAAACCAACAAUCAAAGGCGGAGAAACAAGACGGAAUUGUCCUGGAAAUGGAACAUAGACGAAAGAGCGGACGCGGCAUAGUCGAGUGGUACUUUCUACCACAUGCAUCUAAAUACCCCGCCAAACAGGCCACAGAAGUGACCAUACUGCUUGAUGACCACCCUCUGUAUAAACGGAAGGACACAGACAUGCACGAGGAGCCCUGGGAGCCCGAGUCAACCUUUGAACUUGGCUUAACAGAUAGACAGCGGAGAGACAGGGAUAACGUGGUGCUGCCUUAUUUCGACGCCCAGAAGGGUGAUGGACCGGGAGAAGGUGGGCGUAUCCUCUAUGACAUGGGCGAAGAAGACGAUUUCGACGAAGAAGAGGACGAAAUCUGA